Molecule: messenger RNA, 1061 nt
Organism: Harpia harpyja (harpy eagle)
Lineage: Eukaryota; Metazoa; Chordata; Aves; Accipitriformes; Accipitridae
Product: E3 ubiquitin-protein ligase RBBP6-like
Exons: 6
Coding region: 310-654 (114 amino acids)
Source: RefSeq, a predicted model, not a curated record
GCAUGCCCCGGGGCGCUCCUUCCUGCUGCCUGACCCUGCAGGGACACCAUCCCCGGCCCGGCCCCGCCCCCCGCAGGCCCCAUGGCCGCCUCCCCGGGGGAGGACGAGGACGAGGAGGAGGAGGAGAAGAAAGAGAAAGAGAGAAAGAGAAAGAGGAGGAGAAGGGGGGACAGAGCGGCAGAGAGAGGGAAGCUUCUGCUAGAGAAAAGAAGGAAAAGCCUCCCUUUUUACCAGAGGAGCCGUCCUCCUCCUCAGAUAAUCCUGUUCCACACGAGUUGUUAUGUCUCAUUUGUAAGGAUCUAAUGACUGAUGCAGCUGUUAUUCCCUGCUGUGGAAACGGUUGUUGUGAUGAAUGCUGUGAACAACUUCAAAAAUGGAACUGGCUACACAAAAAGGCUCCGUCAGCAGAUUCAGCAGCAACAGCAGCAGCAGCCGCUACUGCCACCGCCUCCACCACCACUCCUGAGUGGUACACCUCCUGCUGCUCUGGUGACUGCCGCUGAACCUUCUACAUCUUCCUCUCUGUUCACCAGCAGUUCGUUGGAAGAGAAGGGCUAUCAGGAUCCUGUGCGAAGGCAACCAGCAUUAGCAAGUCGUCUGGGCCCCCAAGGACAAUCAAUACCCACCACUGGCUGGUCGUUCCUGGUAAACUGAAUAACUUGGUCAAAGAAUGGAUUUCAGAACUUGGUGAGAGCAAGGUGCUGGUGAGAAAAGUCCACAGGCUGCAAAUUGCAAAUGGCCGCUAAUGUACCAUGCAGCUGUGGUGCUGGCCACCCUGGCGUCCAUAGUCCUUCUGGCAGCUUUGGGUCACCUGGUUAAAUCGCUGCUGAAGAAUAGGAAACAGUGAGUUGGUCUUCCCAGCAUUCUUGCACAGCAAAGCAUUCCCAGUGGCAGCAUCCUGGAGUGCAGUUCACUCAGGGUAGCAGCACCCUGUUAGCAUUUCAUAGAAUCAGAAUCAUAGAGUUGUGGAAUGGUUUGGGUGGGAAGGGACCUUUAAAGAUCAUCUAGAGCAACCCCUCUGCCAUGGCCAGGGACAUCUCUCACUACGUCAGGUUGCUCAA